This is a messenger RNA of Sporothrix schenckii 1099-18, 261 nucleotides long. RefSeq lists its product as uncharacterized. Bases 1 to 261 code for a protein of 86 amino acids. Lineage: Eukaryota; Fungi; Ascomycota; Sordariomycetes; Ophiostomatales; Ophiostomataceae. The transcript has a single exon. The record is from RefSeq and is a predicted model, not a curated record.
AUGACACCAAGAGGAUGUAUUGAGUUGCGUACGAAUGACUCCGCGCUCCCGUCUGGGAACCGCAUCACCAUUCGUGGUAAGAUACAAAACUUCCCGUACGUUUUCGACCAUUUCGACAUUUGGGCGUCACGCCACAAGCGCUUAUCCCAAGUCAAAGUCGCCUCUUUCCCCUCUCGCUCGCAGAUGCAGCCAGACAACAUCACAAGCGUAGGCACUGGCACAGCGCCGUUGGCAGAAGCGACCAGUGGCGGGGAUGAUUAG